ACGGUUCAUGGUCCCAGGGUGUCUGCGAAAUCGCAUCGGGUAGAGUCUUGUUUAUGGGUGUGUAGCACACCACACGUAUAAGCAGGAGGGUGCUAGGUGUUUAGGAAAUGUUUCCCUUCUUUGUGAUUUAGUUCGUGCUUCAGAGUCUGAACUAUCCACUAAUCAAUGAUCACUUGUGUUUCAGAAAACACAGUUAUGCCUCCACGUCGUAUCGUCGAUCAGAAUACUCAGGCAGAUGAGGCCUGUCCCACCCAUGGGAUGCGGACCCGUAAUAGGGCUCACACUCCAAAAUUUGUCCCUACUCCGGGAGUCCCUCCAGUCCCGACCAGUCCACCUCGGGCUCUGCGGACUAAUGUCAACCGUCCCCCAACUGCUCAAGGAGAUAUUUCAAAUGCAGAAUUCAGACGGUCUAUUCAUAUGCUGACACAGUUGGUAGCCAACCAGGCUCAACGAUCGAAAGAUGUUAGGUCUGCAUCUGUUACAUCUGAGGUUACUAGAGUCGGACAUUUCAUGAAGAUGAACCCACCUAAGUUCACUGGCACCAAGGUGGAGAAAGAUCCACAGGAGUUCGUGGAUGAGAUGGAAAAGAUCUUUAAGGUGAUGCAUGUGGAUGAGGUUGGGAGAGCGGAGGAAGCAGGAAAGAGGUGUAUCUUAACCAAAUUGCCGAAGAAUAGCUAUGCACUACCAGCCCCUUCAUCGGAUGCCAUCAAAUCUCAGAAUAACAACUGAGCGAAUUUCCGAAUCUUGGUACUAUUUAUGUUUGAAGCAUCUGCUCUAGACUUGGUGGACAGAGCUACCUAAUAUCUAUUGCUUGUGGGAGGUGACAGGUAUCCCAUGGAAUUAAUCAAGGUGCGUGCAAACUGACAUGACACCACGGUUAUACAAAAAAAGAAACAGAUGUUUUUUUCUUCCACUCUAUUUUUUUUCCUUGAUAAACAAAGAGUAGAAUGGAAAAAUUCACUCUUGAAUAAUGGGUUUCCCUGAAAAAAAUGAUGCAAAAACUAAAUGAUUUCUAGAUUCAUAUUAACUGCAAGCUAUUGAGAUAGCAUGCUUCUGGUAGUUUCUGUGUGUUGUUUUAUUGCUUUACAGUUGGUUGCUCUAUAAAACUGCCAAAAGGUAAUUAGAUCAAAUAGUUGUCUAUCAUUUCGUCGUAACGGACAUAGUUCAUUUCCUUUUUAAGCUGCCAGAUUACCUUUUGUCUUCUUCAAAUUGCCGGAGGCAACCUUAUGAUACUUGUCAGUGAUCUAUUAGAUAAUGCUGAGCUAUAUCUCAUCAUUUAAUUUACAGUUACAAUGACUCUACUAGCUACCAAGACUUACAUUUAGGCAUUUCAUUAUAGUUCCUGAGUUGAUAUGUCAAUCUUUGUUUUGUCAGAUAAAGAGAACUUAAUGAUGUUCACCUCAUUUAAUACAAAGUCUAAAUUCCAUCUCUCAUAAAAAGCAGCCGUGGAUUCCUAUCUUCUCAUACAGAAGAAUUGCUUUAACGCUUUAUAUUGCAAUCAAGGAGUUGAGACAUAUGAGUAACAAUUAGAGAUCCCAAGUUCUAAUCCAGCGACAACAAUAGAUGUGUGCCAAUUUGUUUCAACCUUGGUGAGUAGGUUUAUCCAACAGUUAAUCUUGUAGGUUGUCGCAGUCUGCAUGUGGAUUUAUUGAGGUUCACCCUACCCUAGGUGGCCCGAGCACCACUCCACGAAAAAGUAUUUUUAUACUUAAUGUCAUAAUUGAGUUUUAAGAAUUUUCACAUUCUAGUGAUAUGCAUAACUUGGUUGAUGGCCGUGACAAUACAAUUGCAACAACUAAUUUAUGUGUAUCAAAUAUAGUAUACAUGUAUUCUUCAAGUAUGGUAUUUGAAUUUGGAACUUACUGAUUCUCACAUUAACACUUAACACUACAACAACAACAUAAUACUAGUGUUAUUCCACAAGUGGGGUCUUGGGACAGUAGUGUGUACACAAACCUUACCCCCUACCUCCUGUUUUCGGUAGACCCUUAGCUUAAGAGAAAACAUAACAAAGAAAUCCGGGAAAAGGAAUACUAGAAGUGUAGAAGCGACGACAAAAUACUAAAGAUAACAUGACAGAACAUUCUGUGUCUGCAACAAAAUAAUACUAUAAUUGAAGUACACGAAAUAAUAAAUAAUAAUAGAAAUCGAAGUAUAAGAAAAUACAAGAGUAUUGCUUCAAUUCCUAGCAUGUAAGGUUAAGAAACACAAGAAUCAACUACUUACUAGUCUUAUACCCCAAUUUGUGUCCUUCAUAGCUUCCUAUCUAAGAUCUUGUCCUGGGUAAGCUGAAGUUGAGCCAUGUCCUGCCUAAUCACCUCUUUUCUUGAUACUUCUUCGGACUACCUCUACCUCUCCUAACACCUUCCAUAGCCAGCUCCAAAUUGGGACAUUUAUUCAUCUCUUCUUCAUAUGCUCGAAUCAUCUCAGUCUCGCUUCCUCGCUUCUUGCUUCUUAUCCUCUCCAAAGUUUGGGUAGAUUCGACCUUAGCCGAUGGAGCUUCCUUGCCCCUAUUUUUGGUGCUAAUCCUAGCUAGUUCAUUUGCACUGUGAAUGUACUUAGAAACAAUGGUUGCAACGACCACCAAUUAUUUUGCCAAAUAAGGUUAAUUUCAAUGACGUUAUCAUUAUUGGGAUUAGCAAAGAAGUAAGUGAAAUUAGUGUUUGAACAAGGAGGUCACAAGUAACCUUAAGAGGAGGAAGCAACAUUAGGGAUGCAAGAGAGGUGUGAGAUAGAGGUACAUUUUAAGCAUUAGAUAUAGAGGUGAAGGGGAGGUGGGUUGUAGAGGAAGAUAUUAAAGCAGCUAGGGCAGAAGGAACCUGCGUGGGAGUCGAGUAUACAUACAAUGCAAAGAUGGCGGUAGACACAUCUGUA
Molecule: messenger RNA, 2874 nt
Organism: Capsicum annuum
Lineage: Eukaryota; Viridiplantae; Streptophyta; Magnoliopsida; Solanales; Solanaceae
Exons: 2
Coding region: 166-729 (187 amino acids)
Source: RefSeq, a predicted model, not a curated record